AUGAUGAAACUCAUGCUUUUGGCUGUUCUGGCCCUUUCGGUCAACGCUCAGUAUGGUAUGCAAAACACCAAAUUCGCUGCACCGGCACCUCUGCCAAUGGCCGCCCCGGCACCAGUCAACACCUACUCCGCUCCCACCCAGACCUAUGCCGCUCCAGUCCAGACCUAUGCCGCUCCAGUCCAGACUUAUGCCGCUCCAGUCCAACAAUACACCGGACCCGUCGAGGCUGCCGUCCAUACCCGUCGUACCGUUGAGUUGAGACAAGUGCCCGUCCAACAAGACUACAUCCAACCCCAGAUCAUUGAAGUCAAUUCUGACAACAUGCCCGUCCAAAUCAACUUCCGAUCGUCCUCCAGCCCAGUCCAAGUCCAACAGACACACACUCCAUCCCAGGGAUCAACUGAACACUCGUCAUUCCAGGACCAACCACACCGUGUGGUCAACGAAAUCACUAAACCCAUCAUCCAAGAGGUCCGUGAGAUCAUCCAACCCUACCGACGAGUCACCCAAGAGAUCCGUCCAGUCAUUGAAGAGAUCCAUACCGUUGUCCACAAGGGUGAGCGAGUCGUCCAACGUGUGGCCCAACCCAUCCCAGUUGUUGCACAGCCACUGCCCCUUAAGACCGCCAGCUAUGGUAGCGGUGCCGGUCUUGCCGUCAAUGCUCAAUACAAAGCCGCCAAAGCAGCCAAAGCCGCAUAA
Molecule: messenger RNA, 699 nt
Organism: Oppia nitens
Lineage: Eukaryota; Metazoa; Arthropoda; Arachnida; Sarcoptiformes; Oppiidae
Product: KH domain-containing protein 3-like
Exons: 1
Coding region: 1-699 (232 amino acids)
Source: RefSeq, a predicted model, not a curated record